AUGAAUCUCUUCUUAAAGAAGAAGUUACUUGCAAUAACUCCCGGUGGUUGUCACCACCAACAGUUGACUCCGAACACACGAAAGGAGAAGCACAAGCAAUUAGCCGAAAGCAGUGGUGGUGUGAGAGAAGACAAGAUCAGCCAUGAAAAAAAAAAAAACCCCCCCACCACCACAACACCAAUUUUGCCAAACUUCCUGACGGAUUUCCCCUCAGGUGGAAGCAAUUUUGUAACAAACGGGCACACAGCAAAAGCAGCCAAGACGAGGUUGGUGGUGGUCAACGAGCAGGUGUUGUGGUGGCUAUGGUGGAGAGACCACUGUAAUUAA
Messenger RNA from Saccharomycopsis crataegensis, 327 nucleotides. RefSeq lists its product as uncharacterized. NCBI's taxonomy places the organism in Eukaryota, Fungi, Ascomycota, Saccharomycetes, Ascoideales, Saccharomycopsidaceae. The transcript has a single exon. The record is from RefSeq and is a predicted model, not a curated record. The coding region runs from base 1 to 327 and encodes 108 amino acids.